Messenger RNA from Rotaria socialis, 1134 nucleotides. NCBI's taxonomy places the organism in Eukaryota, Metazoa, Rotifera, Eurotatoria, Philodinida, Philodinidae. The record is from the annotation of a GenBank genome assembly.
AUGGCUGCAUCGAAUGAUAAUGAUAACGAUGAUUUUUUCUACAUUAAAUCACCUGACUACCAGCGCCUACAACACGUACGAGAAGAAGCUGCUCAACAUUGUGCUAAGGAAAAUAAAAAACUUUUAAGCCAAAAGGAAGAUCUUGAGAACUCCAAAGGUGAAACAGUGGCAAAGACGAAUUCAAUUUUAAGUGAAAGUGCCAAACAAAUAGAACAACUCGAACAACAAGUUGAUCGUAUUAAUGAUCUUGAAAAUUCGAAGGCCGAAUUAUUAAUGCAAAAAUUAGAACUUGAGCAACAAAUUGAACGAGAAGAAGAAAAUAUGGUGAGAUGUGAAAAUGAAAAAAUUACAUUUGAACAUGAAAUACAAGAACUCAACAAAGCGAAAACUAAAUAUGAACUUGAAGAACAACAACUGAAACAACAAUUACACGAUAUCAAAGAACGCGAGACUCAAAUAGUUACGCAACAAGGUUAUUUAGAAAUGUCUCUAAUAGAAUUACAACAACAUAUCGAACAAAUUCGGCAAGAAUUAAAUACAAAAGAAGAACAACUGAAAGAACAAGAACAUAGACGUGAGGAAUUAGAAAAACAAAUCGAAAAACUUCAUCAAGAAAUGGGAAAUAUUGAAACAGAAAUAAAAAAUAUGACGACAGAAAUUGAAAAGAUUAAUGAACUUACCAAUGAACUCUGGCUCAAGCAGAAGGAUUUACAAAAUCAAUUCGGACAACUUCAGUCAACUAUUCAAGAGUUAGAACGAGUAUUAAAACAGAAAGAAGCUGGCGUUGUUCAACUUGAAACUCAAAUUCAAGAAUAUCAACGUAACAUCGAUAAAUUAGAAGAACAAACUGAAACACUUCAUCAAGAAAUCGAAAGACUUAAUGAGAAUGUCGAACAAUUGCGUGAUGAACUUUCCCCAGCAGUACAAACUUUAGAGCAAUUGACAAGUCAACGUAAGGCAUUCGAAGAUGAAAAACGACAACUUGAAAAAACUUACCAGUCGAUGGAAGAUGUACUGGUGGAUCAUCAAAAUCAGCUAAGUGUUCUAGAAAGAAAAAUGCAAGAUACACAACAAUUACUUGAUCGAGCACAAGGCAAAGUCAACGAACUCACUGCAUUGGAACAAAGCAAAAAA